AAUAUCAUUUAUGUGAAAUAGACAGUAGUAAUAACUAAUAAGUCUAACCUUUUUUACGGUAAUGAAUUUUUUUAGUUAUCAUGGGGUUUGCAAACAAACAUAUAUUUACCCUAAUUGUGAUUUUAAUAACUUUGUCGUUCUUUACAAAUAAUUAUUUAAAAUACUAUGAUGAUGGAAAACAAAUACACCAGUUAAUAGUCAAAGAGACGUCAAUACCAAAAAACCGUAUAUUUUUUUUGAAAACCCACAAAUGUGCAAGCUCUACUAUUCAAAAUAUUUUAUUACGCUUUGGACAUCAACGUAACCUUGACAUAUUGUUACCUUCUAAGCAUAAUUAUAUCGGUAAUCCCAAACCCUUUCAAAUUGAUAUGGUUUCAAAGGAUUUUCUAACAACUGACGGCAAGUACGAUUUAUUUGUCCAUCACACCAGGUAUUCUCAACAUGUUAAAUCUGUAAUGAGACCAAAUACAAUGUUUGUUACAAUAUUACGCGAGCCGUCUACAUUAUUUGAGUCAAUUUAUUCAUUUUAUCAUUUCGAUAAGAAAUACCAUGUAAAUUUAUCUAAUGUGAUAGGAGAUCCUUCAAUCUUAAUGAAUUCUACACGCUACGGUCAUAAAUUAGGAAUAAACCAAAUGAACUGGGAUCUGGGCAUGAAUCCUGAACACUUUGAAAAUGUCGAAAUGAUAAACAAUUAUAUUGAAAUGGUGGACAGAGAUUUUGAUUUGAUAAUGUUGUUUGAACAUAUGGAAGCUUCCCUGGUUUUAUUGGCCCAUUUAAUGCAGUGGCCGUUGGAGUGGGUAGCGUACAUACCUUUGAACACUAGAAAUAAAAUUUUUAAAAAAAAAUUAACGGAAUUUGAUAGAGUAAGACUUAACCAAAUCAACAAGGCCGAUUACAUGCUAUACAACCAUUUCAAAGAUAAAUUCAAAACAAAGAUCAAAGAGUACGGAGUGGAUAAAAUGAAGAAGCACAUUGGAGAGCUGAUUGGUAUAAAUCAAGGAAUAAUGGAUCGAUGUGUGUUGGCCAAGACUGAUAAAGGCUAUGGUCGAACAAUAUCAUAUGAACUGAAAAACAACGAUACGUUUUGUCAAUAUUAUGUUAUUCUCGAAUUAAAGUAUACAUCGUUACUCAGGUCUAUACAGUAUAAUCGACUGAAUAAAAUUGAAGCUCUAGAAAAAUUAUUAAACGAAAGUUAAAUACAAACAAUAAAACAAAUUUACAAAAAAUGUUUCAUAAAUUAUUAUAAUUAUAAUUACUAAUAUUUUUCACGACAGUACAUUUGCAUUACUUGUUUAGACACUUCAGGUAUUCAAGAAAAAUAUUUCAUGAUGAAAUAAAAUGUAAAUAAUUAAUCCAUUAUAAGAUCGCUGUAAGCCAAAUCCCAAUAAUGUUCUACUCCGUGCUUUUUCAGCUGUUCUCGAGCCAGUUUCUCAGAAGCACAAACCUUAAAUUUGAUUUCUCCGAAAUUGCGUUGCUUUGACAUGCCCUGAAAAUGUUUCAAAACAUUACCAUAUAUUUGAAUUCUUAUUAAUUAAAUUUCAGUGAAAAGUAAACGUGUCAAAAAAAGGUAAAAGGCGUAAGGGAUUUUUUUUUUGUUAAAUAGACUUAAUUGAGAAAGUGAUAAAACAUUUCUAAAAAUAUCAUGUUUUUCAAAACAAGGCAUUAAAAUUUUGAAGUAUUGCUUAAACCAUUUCUAUUUUGGCUCUUUAAAUUUUUUUAAGAAGUGAGGUGUCUUUUUGUAGUAUUAUUGUCUAUGUACUAGCCACUAGGAUUGUAGGGUGGAUGUAGCACAGUCGUCAAGCAGCUGGCUACAGCAUAUAUGGUUAUCAGUUCAAUUCCAGGCACGGCACAAAAAUGUCUUGCAGUAUUUCGAAACUAUAAGUGCCAUCAUCUGAUUGCACUACACCAUUUCACCCCACUACUCCACUGGGAGUGACGUCCACACACGUGUCUCCUAACUUAAUGGAAAUUGUUCGUACACUACUACCAAAACCAAAUGAAAAGUGUUCCUAAAGACCAUAGUCGUCGCAACAAAUUAGUCUUCAGAAUCGAGGCCAUCGAAAAGAAAAUAUAUAUAUACUAUGAUUGUCUAUAUUUUUAUUAUUUAUAUUAAUUAGAGAUAGAUAAUCAAUAGUAAUUAUUACUAUUAUUUUUUUUAAUUACCUCCCAUACUAAUGAACAUUUGUUAUUAGAUUUAGGUUCCAACUCGUCUUUUGUUUUUAUAACAUCUUCUUCCCACUUCAUUCUGUGCAACA
Molecule: messenger RNA, 2255 nt
Organism: Adelges cooleyi (spruce gall adelgid)
Lineage: Eukaryota; Metazoa; Arthropoda; Insecta; Hemiptera; Adelgidae
Product: galactosylceramide sulfotransferase-like
Exons: 2
Coding region: 81-1196 (371 amino acids)
Biological process (GO): glycolipid biosynthetic process
Cellular component (GO): membrane
Molecular function (GO): galactosylceramide sulfotransferase activity
Source: RefSeq, a predicted model, not a curated record